AUGCUUAGGGACAAGAUCUUACUAUUUGCACAACAAGAUGAUGAGUCAUUUUAUGAAGCAUGGGAGAGAUUCAAUGGGCUGCUCAAUCAAUGUCCUCAUCAUGGGAUUCCAUUGAAGCUUCAGAUGCAUAUGUUUUAUAAAGGACUAACCCCCUCUAGCAAUAAUAUUGUCACUAAUUUUGCAGGUGGUUCUUAUAAGACUAAGACUCCUGAAGAAACAUAUAAACUCUUUGAGGAGAUAACAAUGGAGACCCAACACACCGAUACAAGAGGUAAACGUAUUGUUGGUGGUUCUAAUGAUUCUUCCAGUGUGCAGAUUUCCAAAUUGGAACAAAAGCUUGAUGCCCUCCUUGCAUUGAACUCAAGAAACCCUUCAAAGGAAGUGUGUAGCAUCUGUGAAACUCAUGAUCAUCCUACCAUUUCUUGUCCCCUUGGGGCUGCAUAUCCAGAAUUUGUGCAAGAGCAAGCUAAGUUGGUGAAUUCCUACAACCGAGGUCCAAUAAAUGAUCCAUAUUCUCAAAGUUAUAAUCCAGGUUGGAGGAAUCAUCCAAACUUUUCAUGGAGGAAUACACAGAAUCAAGCGAAUCCCCCUUUACUCCAAAGGCCACAACAAUUAUCAUCGUUAGAGGAUAUAGUGAAGAAAAUGGCAAUCAACCAAUCCAAUUUCCAACAAACUACACAAGCUGCCAUCUCCACAUUGGAAGUCCGAUUAGGCCAGAUAGCUACUGAAAUAGCACAAAUAGAACCUGGGAAAUGGCCAAGCCAAACCGUGAUCAAUCCAAAAAACCAAGAAGCCAAGGCCGUUCAUGUGCUCAGAUCAGGUAAGAUUGUUGAUAACAAAGUUGGUUCUGAUCUAUCAAAUGAUGUUGUGGUUGUAGAGGAUGAAGAUGAAGAGGAAACCACAGCUAUAGAUGGAGAACAACCCAAAACGUCCCAAUCUGCUCCUAAGGCCAAAUCUGAUUCUCAGGAACCCAAUCCAUUUCAAUUGCAUAAAAGAGAUGACAAAUUUGUGCCAUCGCAUCUUCAUCAAGAUAGAUACAUCCCACCUCCUCCAUAUAUUCCACCGAUUCCAUUUCCAGGCCGUUUGAAGAAAGCGAAUCAAGAUAAGGCUUUUAAAGAGAUUUAUGAUAUUUUGAGUAAAGUUAAUAUCAAUUUGCCCUUGCUUGAUGUUGUUAAACAGAUUCCUGCAUAUGGAAAGUUCAUCAAGCACUUGAUGACUCACAAGCUUAAUUUUGCUCCAAGUGAAGAAGUAAAGCUCAACAAGAAUGUGAGUGCUGUGUUGCAAAGGAAGCUUCCACCAAAACUAGAAGAUCCUGGCAGCUUUGACAUUCCCAUUAACAUCGGAGAUAAGACGGUUGGAAGAGCCAUGUUGGACUUGGGAGCAAGCAUCAAUGUAAUGCCAUAUUCAGUUUAUCAGGAGCUUGGCUUAGAAGGGAUAAAGAAAACCUCAAUUCAUCUUGAACUAGCUAAUCAUUCUAUCAAAUAUGCAAAAGGUAUUGUAGAAGAUAUUUUAGUUCAAGUUAAUACACUCAUUCUUCCAGCUGAUUUUGUAGUGAUGGAUAUGGAGGAUAACCCAUAUGGAGACCGCGUUGAUCCCAUUCUCCUCGGGCGACCAUUCAUGGCCACUGCAGACAUAAUCAUCAAAGUGAAAGAUGGCACCCUCUCCAUGAUUGUUUUGGGUGAAACUGUUGAAUUUAAAGUGUUUGAUGCUCUCUCUCAACCUUCUAUCACUCUUGAUACUUUUUUUUUCAAUUGA
Molecule: messenger RNA, 1755 nt
Organism: Prunus mume (Japanese apricot)
Lineage: Eukaryota; Viridiplantae; Streptophyta; Magnoliopsida; Rosales; Rosaceae
Source: RefSeq, a predicted model, not a curated record